Molecule: messenger RNA, 813 nt
Organism: Neomonachus schauinslandi (Hawaiian monk seal)
Lineage: Eukaryota; Metazoa; Chordata; Mammalia; Carnivora; Phocidae
Product: protein Mis18-beta-like
Biological process (GO): chromosome segregation; CENP-A containing chromatin assembly
Cellular component (GO): chromosome, centromeric region; nucleus; chromatin
Source: RefSeq, a predicted model, not a curated record
AUGAGGAAGCUGAGGAUCAUAGAGGAUCUACAGAAGGAUAUGGUCCCUUCAAAUUUCCCAAAUGUGUUUGACAUUGAGACGGUUAAUGAAAGUCACUUUGCUCAAAGGUGUUCGAAAUGGAGGCAUGGGCUGCAGGAAGAUGGCAGCUCUCCUGCGACGGCAUCACUCGUGCCAAGCAAAGCUGCCUGGGGUGACUUUUGUGAUGGCGCUAAGAAGGCAAUUGGCGAACUUUCUUGUACAACUUCUAUGGAGUGGGACAUGCAGGGGGUGAAUGGGUUCUCGCCGCUUGGCCCCACAGGCCUGGGGGCCGAGGAGCCGCCAUCCGGCUCACAGAGCUGCAGUCUGUGCCUGCAGCCCAAGAGGCACGUGGUAUGCCAAUGCUCACAGUGCCACGCUGUGCUCACUGGCUCUGUGCACCUAGCAUGGGACCCAUCGUGGUCCCUUGAGGCUGUGGUAUUCUCCAGAGUCAUAAAUAAUGUGGUUUGGGAAGCUCCCUUCCUAGUUGGCCUGUUAAAAGGCAGCACUUAGAACUUUUUAUUCUGUACUUCCUAUGGGAUUCCCAUUGGUUUGCAUUUAUAUUCUACCCAUGCUGCCCUGGCUGCCUUCAGAGGUCACUUGUGCCUUUCAAGUGACAAAAUGGUGUGCUAUCUCUUAAAAACAAAAGCUACAGCAAAUGCAUCUGAUAUUCACAACUUCUUUCUACCACAGAAGGUUGCAGAACCUGAAAGAGAAGAUAAUAUUAACGCCUACUCAAAUUCAUGGAUGAAGAUUCUGAAGGAAGUAACUCCUGACCAGCCCAAGCCAGAAAACUGA